Molecule: messenger RNA, 580 nt
Organism: Camelus dromedarius (Arabian camel)
Lineage: Eukaryota; Metazoa; Chordata; Mammalia; Artiodactyla; Camelidae
Gene: SNRPE
Product: small nuclear ribonucleoprotein polypeptide E
Exons: 5
Coding region: 77-355 (92 amino acids)
Biological process (GO): mRNA splicing, via spliceosome; spliceosomal snRNP assembly
Cellular component (GO): U5 snRNP; pICln-Sm protein complex; U1 snRNP
Molecular function (GO): RNA binding
Source: RefSeq, a predicted model, not a curated record
UCCGCUUCCGACUUCAUUCCGGAAGCUGCUUUUUGAGGUAGCGUGCGGGUUAGAGCGGUCUUUGUGAGCUUCCACCAUGGCGUACCGUGGCCAGGGCCAGAAAGUGCAGAAGGUGAUGGUGCAACCCAUCAACCUCAUCUUCAGAUACUUGCAAAACAGAUCUCGGAUUCAGGUGUGGCUUUAUGAGCAAGUAAAUAUGCGGAUAGAAGGCUGUAUCAUUGGUUUUGAUGAGUAUAUGAACCUCGUAUUAGAUGAUGCAGAAGAGAUUCAUUCUAAAACAAAGUCAAGAAAACAGCUGGGUCGGAUCAUGCUAAAAGGAGAUAAUAUUACUCUGCUCCAAAGUGUCUCCAACUAGAAACGAUGACUAAAGGGAGAAAGAGCAAUACAAAUACACUCUGCUCCAGUGUCUCCGACUAGAAGCGAUCACUUGGUGUGAGAUGUUGAGAGGGCAUUACAGUUCAUUUUGGCAUAUGGGUGUUUCUCUGGGAUGUUAUUCUGAACCAUUUAUUCAUGUUGUGUUGGCACCCUUACCUUAUUAGCAGGACUACAAUAAAUGCUAGCUUUUAUUAAAUGUUUAAAA